UGGCCGUAGCGAACACGAAAACCUCUGCAGUCAUAAAAAUCUGCCGUAAAUCGUCUGGAGGCUCGAUGAAAAUGUUCGUGUGAGUUGCACAACGUGUCACAUGGUGUGGUGAGGAGCGUGGAGCGUAGAUGAUGGCUGCUGUCGGCAGCAGGGCCCGGUAGUGACGCGCGUGCGCGGAUCGAUCGCGCGGCAUCGACCGACGCAGCGCGUAGGCUCGGCGCGCGACCGGCGCGGCGCGGGCUCGGCGCGCUCUCAGUCGCGCGCGGUCACGGCGUGCGAGCGCGCGCAUCUUAGACACGUGCAUGGCGCGCCGAUCCGCAUGCCUCGCGCCCUCGGGGAAUGGCUUCGUCCGAGGCAGAUGCGACUACCGCGUCGAUCCUUGAAGUCGAAGUCGAAGAUGACUGCCUCAGUGUUCGAAAAUGGUGGUGUUUUCUGCUCUCGUCGAUCUUCACGUUCCUCGCGGGGUUGCUCAUCGUGGUGCUAUGGCGGGCCUGUGCGUUCGUCUGCUGCCGGAAGGAGCCGGAGCUGGCCCCGAACGAUCCGAAGCAGAAGGAGCAGAAGGCGGCGCGGCAGGGCAAGCAAGAGUUCGAGGGCACCUUCAUGACCGAGGCCAAGGAUUGGGCCGGCGAGCUCAUCUCCGGACAGACCACCACCGGACGAAUACUGGUAGUGUUGGUGUUCAUUCUGAGUAUAGCAUCGCUCAUCAUCUACUUCAUUGACGCAUCAAGUGAAGAGGUGGAGCGAUGCCAGAAAUGGAGUGACAACAUUACUCAGCAGAUCGACCUUGCCUUUAACAUAUUUUUUAUGGUCUACUUUUUUAUACGAUUUAUAGCAGCUAGUGACAAACUGUGGUUCAUGCUCGAGAUGUAUUCAUUUGUAGAUUAUUUCACGAUACCACCAUCCUUUGUAUCAAUAUACCUGGAUAGAACGUGGAUAGGGCUAAGGUUUCUAAGAGCUCUACGCUUAAUGACCGUGCCUGAUAUUUUGCAGUACCUCAAUAUAUUAAAGACAUCGAGCUCCAUUCGGUUGGCGCAAUUGGUUUCUAUAUUUAUAUCAGUGUGGUUAACAGCGGCCGGAAUUAUUCAUUUGCUGGAAAACUCCGGUGAUCCAUUGGACUUUACCAAUUCGCAGCAAUUGUCAUACUGGACUUGCGUAUACUUUCUAAUAGUCACCAUGUCUACAGUAGGUUACGGUGAUGUGUUCUGCCACACAGUUCUUGGCAGAACCUUUUUGGUUUUUUUUCUUCUCGUCGGCUUGGCAAUGUUCGCUAGUAGCAUUCCUGAAAUUAUAGAGCUGGUAGGAAGUAGGUCCAAGUACAGUGGCGAGCUGAAGCGUGAACAUGGAAAAAGGCAUAUUGUUGUUUGCGGACACAUAACAUACGAAUCAGUGAGCCAUUUUUUAAAAGACUUCCUACAUGAAGACAGGGAAGACGUGGACGUCGAGGUUGUUUUUUUACACAGGAAACCGCCCGACCUGGAGCUCGAAGGCCUGUUCAAGAGACACUUUACCACUGUGGAAUUCUUUCAAGGCACCAUUAUGAAUCCAAUCGACCUACAGAGGGUAAAAGUUCAUGAAGCGGAUGCCUGCCUGGUGCUGGCCAAUAAGUACUGCCAGGACCCGGACGCCGAAGACGCCGCGAACAUCAUGAGGGUCAUCUCUAUCAAGAACUACUCUGACGACAUAAGGGUCAUCAUUCAGCUGAUGCAGUAUCAUAAUAAGGCUUACCUUCUGAACAUUCCAUCUUGGGACUGGAAGCAGGGCGAUGACGUGAUCUGCCUGGCGGAGCUGAAGCUAGGCUUCAUCGCGCAGAGCUGCCUCGCGCCCGGCUUCUCCACUAUGAUGGCCAACCUGUUCGCCAUGAGGAGCUUCAAGACGUCCCCCGACACACAAGCUUGGCAGAAUGAUUACCUGCAGGGUACGGGCUGCGAGAUGUACACGGAGACUCUAUCCACCUCAUUCACAGGAAUGAGCUUCCCUUCCGCGAGCGAGUUGUGCUUCACGAAGCUGAAGCUGCUGCUGCUGGCCAUCGAGAUCAAGGGCGAGGAGGGCGCGGACAGCAAGAUCUCCAUUAACCCCCGCAGUGCCAAGAUACACGCCAACACGCAGGGCUUCUUUAUCGCGCAGUCCGCUGAUGAGGUUAAAAGGGCUUGGUUUUACUGUAAGGCUUGCCACGACGACAUCAAAGAUGAAACACUCAUCAAGAAAUGCAAAUGCAAAAACUAUGUUGGAAUGAUGAUGAUGCAGACUGGGAUGGUGAAACAGAUUAAUUCAUAUCGGGGUUUAGACGUGGCUACGUUCAGGAAGGGCGUACGAGCCGUCCAGAUGGUUGGCCGGGCAAAUGACCACCAUCCUCCCCCCACCUUCACGCCGCCAGAGUUGCCCAAGAAGGUGCAUCAUCGAGGUGAAAUCGCGAGAGAACGAGGUGAAGACAUUAGUUUAAUAAACAGAAACCAUAGAAGUGCACCGAAUGCUCUCCUGUCUCCAAACGCGAACCAGCUGAUGAACACAACGACGACGAGGCAGGUCAACAAGGUCAAGCCAAACGUAACCAGAGCUCCACCUGACACGAACCCUCCGGAUCAGGACACGAAUUACCAAGCGUACCACCUAGCCUACGAAGUGAAAAAGCUCAUGCCGACGAGUAGGAGCAGCGGCGGCAACCAGAACAGUAACGGCGUGAGUCUGCCAGCGGGCCUGGCCGACGAUCAGUCGAAAGAUUUCGACUUCGAGAAGACUGAAAUGAAAUACGACUCCACUGGCAUGUUCCAUUGGAGCCCCGCCAAGAAUCUGGAGGAUUGUAUAUUAGACAGAAACCAAGCGGCGAUGACCGUCCUAAACGGCCACGUGGUGGUCUGCCUGUUUGCGGACCCCGACUCGCCGCUUAUAGGGCUGCGGAACCUCGUGAUGCCGCUGCGGGCCUCCAACUUCCACUACCACGAGCUGAAGCAUGUGGUGAUUGUUGGGAGCGUCGACUAUAUCAGAAGGGAAUGGAAGAUGUUGCAGAAUCUGCCAAAGAUUUCUGUUUUGAAUGGUUCACCGCUAAGCCGAGCCGACUUGCGUGCAGUGAACGUUAACCUUUGCGACAUGUGCUGCAUACUGUCCGCAAAGGUGCCGUCCAAUGACGACCCGACGCUGGCCGACAAGGAAGCUAUCCUGGCUUCGUUGAACAUCAAGGCGAUGACCUUCGAUGACACGAUAGGCGUGUUGAGUGGAGGCGCGACCAAUGGGAACGCGGCGGCGCAGCCCCCGCCGGGGGCCCCGCCCGCACCGGUGCUGCUGCAGCGGAGAGGGUCGGUGUAUGGUGCCAAUGUGCCUAUGAUUACUGAGCUGGUGAACGACAGCAACGUUCAGUUCUUGGACCAGGACGAUGAUGACGAUCCUGACACGGAGCUGUACCUCACGCAACCGUUCGCCUGCGGCACCGCCUUCGCCGUCAGCGUGCUCGACUCGCUCAUGUCCACUACGUAUUUCAACCAGAAUGCCUUAACCCUGAUCCGGUCGCUGAUCACGGGCGGCGCCACGCCCGAGUUGGAGCUGAUCCUCGCGGAAGGAGCUGGUCUCCGAGGAGGGUACUCCACGUCCGAGAGUUUAGCGAACCGGGACCGGUGUAGAGUAGGUCAGAUCUCCCUGUACGACGGGCCGCUGGCCCAGUUCGGGGAGGCCGGGAAGUACGGCGACUUGUUCGUGGCGGCGCUGCGCGCGUACGGCAUGCUCUGCAUCGGCCUGUACCGGUUCCGGGAUACUUCGUCCUCGUGCGAUGCGAGCAGCAAGAGAUACGUCAUUACCAAUCCGCCGGAUGACUUCAUCUUGCUGCCCACUGAUCAGGUAUUCGUCCUCAUGCAGUUCGACCCCGGCGUGGAGUACCGCUCGUCGCGGCGCGCGGGCUCGGCCACGGGCAGCGGCGGCAAAGACGACGCCUCCUGACUGCUGCUGUGCAGCGCCCUUACCGACGGACCCUACUCCUACAUCUAAGCCUCCGGGCUCAUAGGCGGUAGGGCCCGACGCCACUCCACAAGCCCCCCAAACAAUUCACUUUUGAGUUAUACUAUUUUAUCUAGGUUGCGCAAACUCUUUGGUUUUAUCUUCACGAUUAUUUCCAUUCGAAGCCAAAAUUCAAAGUUUUUGUGGUGAUACCUUUUUCAAAUUAUUAUAACUCGUGCCCGAUUUUAUUUCUUCUUGCGUUUUAAUUAUUUGGAAUUGGCUAGCUAAGUACAAGUUAUGUUACACGUCCACUGACACGGCACAGCAAUCUUCACCAUAACU
Molecule: messenger RNA, 4263 nt
Organism: Cydia amplana
Lineage: Eukaryota; Metazoa; Arthropoda; Insecta; Lepidoptera; Tortricidae
Gene: slo
Product: calcium-activated potassium channel slowpoke
Exons: 27
Coding region: 340-3924 (1194 amino acids)
Biological process (GO): potassium ion transmembrane transport
Cellular component (GO): postsynaptic membrane
Molecular function (GO): large conductance calcium-activated potassium channel activity
Source: RefSeq, a predicted model, not a curated record